GAUCCCGUGGAGCAGCUGAGAACACUAAGGAAACAAUAUGGUGACGUGUUCAAAGUCUACAUGGGGACUAUGCCAGUUGUCUUCAUCAAUGGAUUUGACGUGAUCAAUGGCGUCCUUCAUGACAGAGGGGCCGAGUUCGCCCACCGCCCACCUUCAUUCAUAGCUGAGAAGUUGGCCAGCAAUAAAGGUAACGUUAUUGCCAAGUGGCUGAUUGGUAUAUGCAAUUGAACUAUAAAUAUUACAGAUGGAAUAGCUAUAUGACAUAAUCUCGGAACAGUCAGGGUCUCUUCAUGUGUUUGAUGGUUUGGCAUUUUACUAGUACCAAGUCAAUGAACUCAUUAACUCUUUAGUAAAUGAUGGCUCACUUCAGGGUCUUCAGGAAGUUGUGUGUUUCUUGUUCGUCUUUUACAUGCGACGAUGACCAAUUAGAUAUUGAAGAGUGAGUGUAAAGGUGGUGAAGGAGAUGAAAAAUUCUAUGUUCGAUGGUCAGUGUGCAAAGUGCUUAUGAGUCUAUUUUGGCUUGGGAGCUUUCCCGCAUGUAGGAUACGUGUUAUUGGUGUCCAAUGUGUAUUGUAGGCAAUGCUCAUUUUUUCUCCUCUGCGCUUUCUAUGUGAGUGAGUGGUAUGUUGCCUCUCCGAAGAGUGUGUUCCAAAAGUUUGUCUGCCUGUUGUAAUGUAGAUGUAAAAUAAGGAUGCUGGCACCUGAGUUUAAGACAAGUUCUACAGGAUCUCUGAGUUAUUUUUAGACACAUGAAAUAAUUUAAAAAAUUUGUGGAAAAAAAAUUUUGGAAAACUAUAAAGAUCAUGGUGCAUUCUUCACACACACAAACACAUACACACACAAACUCACACAAAGAAUCCAUGAAAUUAGAAUUUAAAUGAUAAUUUACUUGCAUCUAACUAAAAAUUUCCGAAGGUUUUCUUAACACAAGCGGCAACGUUUGGACUGAACAGAAACACAACAUCGCUAGGACAUUGCGGAGCCUGUCUGCCUCUGGUGGACUCUUGGAACAGUACAUCAAGUCAACCGUAAACAAUUUGACAGAUCAUUUACAGUCUGUGAUACAGAAGGGAGAGGGUGGACAAGUGGACUUGACCCCCGUGGUGAGGCGGUCAGUUUGCUCUAUCGCCUUCUCCAUGGCUUACGGUCGUCAGCUUGAACUGGAGUCUCAGUUGCUGGUCUCGUACACAGACACCCUGGACCAGUUUCUCAGGUAA
Molecule: messenger RNA, 1217 nt
Organism: Lymnaea stagnalis (great pond snail)
Lineage: Eukaryota; Metazoa; Mollusca; Gastropoda; Lymnaeidae
Source: the annotation of a GenBank genome assembly